Dreissena polymorpha is the source of this 3646-nucleotide messenger RNA. RefSeq lists its product as uncharacterized. The transcript is spliced from 3 exons. Bases 111 to 2576 code for a protein of 821 amino acids. Lineage: Eukaryota; Metazoa; Mollusca; Bivalvia; Myida; Dreissenidae. The record is from RefSeq and is a predicted model, not a curated record.
ACUCAAAAUGUUUAAACUUUUGCAAAAAAUUAAAUCCUAUAUUUUUACAAAACGAUUUAAAUAUGAAAACGAUUUUUGCCAUCACUUAAACUGUGUUGUUUGAUAUAAACAUGGAAAGGGAACCAGCACAGCGUCCCUUGCAGGGAAACAUCAGAGUAAUAAUAGCGGCAAGAUUGAAAAUUUUGACAGACCUCAAAAUGAGUCUUGUAACCUGGCUUACACUAAACCUCAAGUUGGGCAAUGAGCAAGAGUUCAUAUCAGCUGAGGUUCUCUUCAACACCUAUACCAUAGACACAACAUUGGAAAGGAAAAAUGACAUAAACUAUCUCACGUUCUGUCAGAUUCUUCAAAAAGUGUUUAAAGUAGACUCCAAAAGAAAAGUUAUAAACAAACAGAAACAGACUGUAUACAACCUGCAGUGGAAACCCCAAGACAAAUCCAGUAAUGAGAAAGUUUUCGAUCACUUGGCGUUAACAAAUUUGCUACAUAACCUGCAUUGCCAUGUACAUGUCAUGCCAUGCACAUCUGUGAAAGUGAAAAUUCCUACCGGCUGGAUAUGCAAUGGAAAUGAAGUUGAGAAAGUGGUAGUUUUCAGAAGUGAUAUGACAUUCAAUGUGCAUAUAAGAGGACAAGAGAUUGAUCUGGAGUCUAAUUAUAUUGCCGGCACUUACUGUCUAACCUGCGAAGGUAUUAAGGAAGUAUUGGAACAAGUUAAUUGCAUCCAGCUAUGUCAAGGCAUUACUAUUAAGAAACAUAAUUACAUACCCCACUCAAACAUUCAACAGGAACUGCUUACCAAACAAGGGGAUGAAAACAUUAACCAUAACAUUGUGCGAUCUAAAUUAUGCAAACAGUUUGCCAUAUUGAAUAACAGACAAAUCCCAAACUGCACAACAUGUCAGCGACUUACUAUCAAAUAUCCAGAGAAUACGCCAAAACCUUCGGUAGUUGAUACACUUAGGAAUUUAGUGCCAACAGCUAGUGAUGCUACUUUGACCUUCUUAGCUUCACAGGUAAACAAUGCACAAAACAAAUGCAGCAAUCAAAACAGAUGGGACAGCACAACUAUAAAUGAAUGUCUGCAACUUUUCACUAGAAGUCCAGAAGGAUAUAAAAGCCUAAGGAAAUCUGAAGUGCUGCUUCUUCCAAGUCCCUCACUUCUAUUACUUUACAAAAACAGCAUACAACAAAGUCCAGGGUUUCAUGAAAACAUCUUCAGGUGGAUGUAUGAGGAAGCAAACAGGAUGGAUAUUCCAACAGAGGGUCGUAUUGGAGGGAUUCUCCUUGACGAGAUGACCAUUCAAGAGAAAAUUGAAAUUGUUAGACAAGGGGACAGCUUGUCCAUGAUUGGUUUUGUAGACCUUGGAGUUGAAAGCCAAGCUGUUGACUCAUUGAAAUCUGGAACUUGUACGAAAAAACUAGGAACUCACAUUUUACAAAUGAUGUUCAUGGGGCUGUCUGGAUUUAGAUUUCCAUUUGCUUAUUUUGUAAGCCAUUCACUGUCUGCAAGCCAUCUGUAUAUAUUGUUCUGGGAGGCAAUGAACAAACUGCAAGAUUUUGGUUUCAGUGUGAAAUAUGUCUGCAUGGAUGGCGCUGUUAACAAUCGAUCAUUCAUGCACAUUCAUUUUCCUGAUAAGCAACCUGCAAACCACAACAUGACAUCAAAAUGUCCAAGUGAUCCAUCGCAACAUAUUAUAUUCUUAAUGGAUCCAUCUCACACUUUCAAGAAAAUCAGAAACAACGUUAUCAAGAGUGGAAAUUCAACUGGUCAUACCAGGCUUCUUCUUCUUCCAUCUGGAGCAACAAUUCAAUGGUCAAUGUGGAUUAAUGCAUAUAAAUGGGACUGUCAAAACCCAAUACAAACUCACUAUAAACUUACAAAUGAACACAUUUAUCCCAGUAAUACUUCAAAAAUGAGAAACAAGCUUGCAGAGGAUGUGCUGGACUCUGAAAUGCUUAAUCUUAUGCUUGCAUACAAGGACAGUUUGGGAGAAAAAGGCAGUGAGUUAGAUGGUGCCAUAGAAUUCCUCAAAAACACAUCUAAGUUGAUAAGUGUAUAUAGAGAUAAACGCCCUGUACAUUUGUUAGAAGACCAAAGGCUAAAGGACCUCAAAGAAAUACAGGCAUGGUUCAAUGACUGGAAAACCCAUUCCUAUGGCAGCAAAGUCAAACCUGGAAAAGGUAGUGAAAAAAUGUCUGAGCAGUGCAUGGAGGACCUACAGUCAACAAUAAUUGGUUUCUUACAGCUAUGUUGUACCAUAUCCCAUGAAAUCAGUGGUUGGUCAGUAGUACCAGCAAUGAUCAACUCCGAUCCCAUCGAGAACCACUUCUGUCAACAACGUGGCAAAUUCAACGGAUUAAAUACAAAUCCUACAGCUCUUCAAUAUCAGCGGAAUGCAAAUAGUGUAAUAAUCGGACAAUCGGCAUUAUCUAAGAAAAGUAACACUGGGGGAAUAAGCUCAAAAUGUCAAAACUUCAAACAUUCUAUAAAGCAGUUGGAUUCAACAAACAGUCGCAAGAGAAGAGUUAGUGAACAAAGCCAAAGUACACAGCCCUUAAAAGUGAUCAGAAUGUGAUUGAAUUUUGGUUUUAGACCAGUUUUAACAUUGUUUCAGUCAUAUAAUGGCGGUCGGUGUAUUUUCUCACCAGUACUGCACAAUAUUCUGCAAAAUAGAUACUGUUUAAUACUCACCAAUCUACCAAAUUCCGACAGCAUGAACAGUCAUCAAUAAAUGGACUGCCUUCUUGGGCUACAAAAUCAGUGACAGCUUGUGUUUGUGGUAUCACAGCAUCCUGGGAGAAGUUCACGAUUCUCAAACCUUCUAUAGACCUGGCACGACCAAUUGCCACACCCAACUGACCAGACUGGAAUAUAUGCCGGCAGUUUACUUCAACCCUGGAAAAAACAAUGAUGAAACACAUGACAUUCAAAUCACAAAAUCAACAUACCGGUGAGAAAUUGCUGCAAGCAACACCUGUCGUGCAUGUUAAUGCGACCGAUUUGCGUUCAUUCUCCGCCCAUUGCAUUAUAUGGGUUACGAGCGUAGACUUGCCGCACCCAGCCUGACCGCCGAUGUAAACAUUGUGGCCUGCUUUGACCAUUGAGAGGGCCAAAUUCUGUUUUGCAGUCCAAUACGUCUGCUGUUCCAUGGCUGCAUCCAUUUCCCGCGAUAUGUCAAAGUUUUUAAUCUAACGAAGUACUCAGAAGUGUUCCAAAUGAAAUCGACCAAUAAAAACUCACCGUUUAGGCUGCGUUCGUCUCAGCAUUCACUGCGGGAUAGCCGACCGGCAAAUGGCGUCUUUUGACAUUCAGAAUUAUUGUGUGUGAAAACGAGUUGAUUUCUUGGUAAAUAUUCGGCGACCGAGCAAGUUAUUGACGUGGACAGUGUUUUUGGAUGUGUUUUAUAUGGAGCUAUAGACAAUUUAUCGGGGAAUCGCUUAUUACGUGCCCAACAGGACUCGUCCAGUGUAAACACAAGUGGACAGGCUUAGCUACAUCGACCGAAUUUUGGACAAUUUCUCGUGUUUGAGGCCAUGUGGACACUAUAAUACUGCGUCGAAUCGAAUGACACUAUUACCGUUAGAGAGAUAAUUUAUUUUGCUGUAAAACUGUGCAGAGUUUGUGAUGAUAAACAUAUGAAUUAUG